Epinephelus fuscoguttatus (brown-marbled grouper) is the source of this 5219-nucleotide messenger RNA. RefSeq names its product leucine rich repeat containing 4.1 (gene lrrc4.1). The coding region runs from base 1671 to 4535 and encodes 954 amino acids. The record is from RefSeq and is a predicted model, not a curated record. Gene Ontology annotation, cellular component: plasma membrane; glutamatergic synapse; postsynaptic density membrane. Gene Ontology annotation, biological process: synaptic membrane adhesion; excitatory synapse assembly; postsynaptic density protein 95 clustering. Gene Ontology annotation, molecular function: protein binding. The transcript is spliced from 2 exons. Lineage: Eukaryota; Metazoa; Chordata; Actinopteri; Perciformes; Serranidae.
CUCUCUCUUUUGCUGCUACAACGGAUCCUUUCCACAUCGACGCUACUGUUAACGUCACGCCUGUAAGCCGCGCGCUCACCCAGCACUCGCCUUCCCUGUCUUGCUCCUCUCCCUAGUCGGACGCUGCAUUAGCGAGGGGGUGCUGAUCACCACGAGGAGAGGAGGGGGAGAAAAAAGAACUGGAAAACAAGAAGAAAAAAGAAACAAGCCGGAGAGAGGAAGGAGAAACUGCGCACCACCCCUCCUCCCUCUAACCCACCUCGAUCAACCCAGCUACAACACCCCCACUCCUCCCAGCACCCCCUUCCAUCCCCCACCCCCACUCCCCCUCUGAAGAAAUUGACGGAUUAUUGGGAAGUGCAAGGGAGGCAGGCUGCAGCUGCUGCUGUGUGUGCUCACUACUGCUGCUGUGUGCUUCGCGGGGAUGGUGUGUGUGCGUUUGCAAUCGCUGCUGCUGCUGUCGCCACCGCGGCUGCCGAGGCUGGAGCGUGUGGCUAGUUAAGAAGGGGAAGAAGCUAAUGAAGGCAGUGCAUGUCGCCUAGUCUUUUCAACCCCCGCCGAGCACUCCUGGAAGAAGAAGAGAAAAAAAAAGAAAAAAGAAAGAAAAAUCAAGUGGACACGACGCCACAUUGAGAGGGGGAGCAAGGGGAAGAGAGCGAGAGAGGGCUGUCAGACUGACCAACCGACCAACUGAUUGACCACUAAAAAGUGAACAGAGGAAUACAGAAAGGAGGGGGUCUUUUCUUUUUUUAUCCCCCGGUUUGUCAACCUCCCCUACUAACCAUCGCAAACAAAAGGCAAAAGAACAUUGGAAAGGACUGUGGAAUUUUCAUUCAACCUUCUUCAAUCCCACUCCCACCUACCUCCCCUCUUUUCGUCCUUUCUACCUUGGCUUUUUGUUGCGCAAAAAAAAUUGUGCGUGUGUUUGUGUGGUCGCCUGUGCUAUGGAGACCUGGGUAAGGUGUCUAGCAGGGGGAUCAACUGUCGGAUUCCAAGGACAAGCAAGAGAAGAGGAGCCGACAGCGAGAAGCGAGCAAGGGAGCACUGCUGCUUUGGGAGCCUGACUGGAUUCCUAUCUGCAAUCUUUUUUUUUUUUCUUUUUUGUUUUUUUCUAAUCAACAAGGAAAGGGAGGGAAAAAAACACUCACAAAAGGGCCUUUCGAACCUUUCUCUUUGGAUGUGUGGAUUUACAAAAGGGCUCAUCUUGGUUAAGCUCUUUGGCAUUGAUACCUGUUUUGACAGAGCAAAUAUAAAAAGGCUUUCUUUGCUGCUCUUGGGAUAUACAUACAUCUGAUGUGAAUACCACAGCUCUUUCUGAUUGCAAACAGGAGGGAAACUAUAUAUCUCAGUUCAAGGGACCUGUAAUAAUAACUUGAGAAAAGCCAGCCCUCUCUACCCUCCCUUCUGCUUCUGCCCCUGAACACAGUUCAUGGGAAUAAAAGCAUUGGUUAAUUGAAGAUAGGUCAAGCCCUCUUGCCCCCUUAGCAAACACCCAAAACCCACGUUCUCCCCUUGUCCUCUUCAGUUCCCUUGACUUCUUUGCUCUGGUCCCCUUAAUACUACUACCAGCCAACCAGCUACUUCCCCUGAUCCCCAAAGCCCCCAAACACCACCCCCAAACACCCCCAUCCUCCCCCCCAGAUGAUGCUGAAUUAUGAACGUGCCACAUCAUGAGUCUCCUGGGGCGGGUAGCUGUGCAUCGUGCCAGGAAAGCCGCCCUGCUCUGUGUAGUCUUCCUGAUGGCGCGAGCGUGGAGCAGCGCCUCCCUGGCCUUGGCGGGGGCGGCGGUGUCUCAGGGACCCCAGGGCUGUCCACCGCAGUGUUCCUGCAGUAAUCAGCAGGGGAAGGUGGUGUGCACCCGACGUGGCCUCACCCGCGUGCCCCCUGGCAUUCCUGCCAACACGCGACACCUCAAUCUAAUGGAAAACGCCAUCGAGGCGGUGCAGGCUGACUCCUUCCGCCACCUGCACCACCUUGAGGUGCUCCAGCUUGGGCGCAAUGCCAUACGGCAGAUUGAGGUGGGCGCGUUUAAUGGACUCACCAGCCUCAACACACUGGAGCUGUUUGACAACCGGUUGACAGUGGUGCCCAGUGGGGCCUUUGAGUACCUGUCUAAACUAAGAGAACUGUGGCUGAGGAACAACCCCAUCGAAAGUAUCCCUUCCUACGCCUUCAACCGGGUGCCCUCCCUCAUGCGACUGGACCUGGGAGAGUUACGGAAACUGGAGUACAUCUCAGAAGGAGCUUUUGAGGGCCUACAAAACCUCAAGUACCUCAACCUGGGCAUGUGCAACAUAAGGGGUGAUUUGCCAAACCUGAGUCCCCUCAAGGGCCUGGAGGAGCUGGAGAUCUCUGAAAAUCACUUCCCAGAGAUAAAGCCAGGCUCCUUCAAAGGCAUGCGCUCGCUGAAAAAGCUAUGGGUGAUGAACUCACAAAUCACGGUGAUAGAGCGCAAUGCUUUCGACGACCUAUCUUCAUUGGUGGAGCUUAACCUGGCCCAUAAUAAUCUGAGCGCUGUGCCACAUGAUCUGUUCUCCCCGCUCAGGUACCUGGUGGAACUCCAUCUCCACCAUAACCCUUGGAACUGUGGCUGUGAGGCUGUAUGGUUAGCACGCUGGCUAAGGGAGUACAUCCCUACAAACUCUACUUGUUGUGGGCGCUGUCACUCACCUGCCAGCAUGAGGGGCCGGCAGCUGGUGGAGGUGGACCGAGGUGAGGGCGCUGCAGUCCAGUGUUCUGCACCAUUCAUUGCUGAUGCACCAAGGGACUUGAACAUCUCAGCAGGUCGAGUAGCUGACCUUCGUUGCCGCACAGCCCUAAUGUCUUCAGUGCGCUGGCUCCUACCCAAUGGGACUAUCCUGACACAUGCCUCUAAUCACCCAAGAAUAUCAGUCCUCAAUGACGGUACCCUUAAUUUCUCAAAUGUACUGGCAGUAGACACAGGCACUUAUACCUGCAUGGUGUCCAAUGCAGCUGGGAACUCAAAUGCCUCGGCCUACCUCAAUGUGAGCGCAGCUGAGCUUAAUACAUCCAACCUGAGUUACUUCACCACAGUGACUGUGGAGGUUUUGGGGCCGACCACUGAGAUGCCCAAACCUAAAACAACCACCACCACAGCUGCUGCUGCAGGGGCUGGAGUAGCUGGAGGCGGAGGAGUAGGGCUGGGGACAACAACUACAACUGCCUCUCCUUCAGUCUUUCAGCCAGUCUUCAUCUCCACGCCAACUGUGCUGCUGCAAAGCACCGACAGCCCAUCGGGUGCAGCAAAGACAUCAGUGGCGCCAGGACUCCAAGGUGCCACUGGCAAGCCAGGCAAGUCUGGCCCUAGCUUGGAUGAAGUGAUGAAGACCACUAAGAUCAUCAUAGGCUGCUUUGUAGCGGUGACACUGCUGGCUGCUGUCAUGCUCAUCGCCUUCUACAAACUGAGAAAGCGCCACCAGCAAAGGAGCACAGUGGCAGCUGCACGCACUGUGGAGAUUAUCCAGGUGGAUGAGGAGGACCUUCCUCCACCAGCAUCUGCUGCUCAAGAGACGGCUCUCACGUUGCCUGAAAUCCGGGACCAUAACAGUAUACACAAACUGGACUUUAUCAGCCACAAGACUGACUAUAGCUUUCACAAACCCAAGGCCGAGUACAAACCCCAGCCUGAUUUCACCCUUCACAAGCCGAAGGCUGAGUAUACCACAUACAAGCCAAAUAUGGACUUCAGUAGCCACAAAUUCAUCCCAGAUUACAGUACUCACAAGUCUACACCAGAUUUUAGCCUUCAUAGACCAAAGCCUGACUACAGCCCAUUUAGACAGGACUACAGUACUCACAAACCUAAAGCAGAAUACAGCCCAUUCAAACCAGACUUUGGCACUCACCCAAAAACUAAAUCAGACUACAGCCCGUUCAAACCAGAUUACGGCACUCAUCCUAGGCAGAAAACUGACCUCAGCCCAUUCAAACGAGAUUACAGCACCCAACCAAAAUCUAAACACGACUACAGCCCAUUAAGAUCGGACUACAACACACAGCAUAAACCCAAGGCUGAAUACAGUCCAUUCAAGCCAGACUUUGGCACUCACCCACGACCUAAACCUGAUUACAGCCCGUAUAAGCCUGACUACAGCACUCAGCCUAAACCCAAAACGGACUACAAUGCCCAGAGAUCUAAAACUGACAGUACCUACAAACCCAAGGACCCUUACUCGUCCCAUAAGACUGGAACUGAUUACAGCGCCUUCAAGACUGACUUCAGCCCCCACAAAGCGGAUUACAGCGCCUUCAAGUCUGACUUCAGUCCACACACUCAGAGACCUAAACUUGAUUACAGUCCACACAAAGUGGACUACAGCCCCCACAAAGUGGACUACAGCACUCUAAAGCCCAAAUAUAACACCUACAAACCAACUGGCCAUGGGGCUAAAUGGACAGAGAACAAUGUUGGGAACUCUUUGCCUCGAACCUUGCCCAGCACCAUCACAGCAAUGGCUGAGCCCUUUGUCAUAAAAACUCACACCAAGGAGAAGGUGCAGGAGACUCAGAUUUAAGAAGCCCCCCCUCCAAAAGGCUCCCACUCCUUUCCCUAGGUUCCUAGCUCCCACCCACCCCUGUCCCUCGCCCCCACCUUCAUCAUUUCCUCAUAAAAUCAUGCAAUAGAAUGCACAACGAAAAAAGGACAGGAACUACUUUUUUGUACAGAGUGCAAACUUAAAAAGACUGAUGAUUUCUUGUUGUACAUGCUUAUAAAUAAAUAUAUAUAUGGACAAAUUGAAACUACCAUGGGCUGGUGAUAGAGAAACAUAUAUUAAAAAGAAAUUGAAACUAUUUUCUAACUUGUAACUUCUAUUUAAAACAAUGAGUUGUUUAAGAUGCUGUCUUGACUUUGACAAAUGAGGGUAGUCUUGUUUUAAAAAAGGGGGCAUUCUGUGUGAUUUUUACACCAUGCUACAGAGAAUGCAGUGAUAAGAAAAAAAAAAUAUUUAUACUGAGAAGACUUUCUUUAACAAAAACCGAAAAAAGGUCAGUGUCGAUCUUUACAGGUUUAUCUUGUAAAAGCACCAAGAAUUUGUACUGUGCCAAAUGUUAUAAAUGCAAUAAAAAGGAUUUUUGGAAGAAAAAAAGGAAGUAUUAGAGAGAGAUGUUUUUUUUCCCCUUCAGUUCUUCUCCUGGUGUAUACUGUAACGAUCAGCCAAAUGCUUUAGACACUGCAGUAAGACGCUGCAGCUAUACUU